AUGUUCAUAUUCGCGCCGCGCGACAACAUGUCGACCUCUCGACAUAGUUCGACCUCGCGAACUCGCGGUCGCUAUGCUCGCUCGUCCACCACGACGAGCGUCACGCAGAUGCUGAGCGACUCCUGCACGAGUCUGCUCCAGAAACUGACCACGAGAGUGCGCGGGACGUCCACCUUGAACGAGCGCGGUGUGGGAGGCGCCAGCGCCAGGCGAUCACCGAACAUCGGUCGACUUGGUAACACGCGAAGUCGCCUGGAGGACAAGUACAGCAUGAUCCUGGACAAGUACGCCGGCAAGAGACACGUCGACGGCUCGGAGCGGAGUGUCCGCGACUAUUCCCGCAAGCAAGAGCAACGUGAUCACAGUUAUUAUCACCGUGACGACAGUCCCUUCGUGCGCGACGACAAGACGCUGGAGCCUUCGAUGACGCGCAGCAUCAUCAAGAGUCCGACGAGCGUGCUGCUGAGCGAGAAAGCUUACCCGUACGUGAGCUCGGCGAUGGGCCGGGAACCCAGGCGCGAGAAGACACCCGCCUAUACCCGCACUGAUCGCCAUACUCUGCUGAAUUCGGAAGCUUAUCGCCGUUACGGCAGACACAAGUCCGGCCAUGCGGAAACGCGCAGCCGGAAGGUGCGACUGCACCGGAACGGCAAGAGCGAGCAACUGGAGGCACACUCGACCUCCCUCAGACUGUCCCGACCGGUCAAGAUCGACCCAAUGGCGUUCGCCAACAGCGGCAAGUCGCAGGUCGCGAUCGAUCGGGACAAGACGCCGAUCGUCGACGGGCAAGUGACUUUCCUCGAGAAUCACGAUCACGUCCCAAGCGUGCACGACGCGCUUGCGGAGGAUGACGAGGAUCCGACCAUCUCGGACCGCGCGGCCAAGCGAAAGGAGAUUCAGAGUCUGAUCCUGAAAUACGUCGCCAUGGAGGACGCGUACAGCCAGUUGGCGUCGGGCGGACAAGUGAACGCGCGUCCCAGCACGACGGACAUCAUUGCCAGCAAGUAUAGGAAGAGCAAUCAGCAGCAACAGCAGCAUAACAAUCACAAGGACAACGCGUCGAAGGGGGGCACCGUGAUAGCGUCGACGGGCGCGAGUGCGAUUAGCAACGUGGUGGACGCGGUCCACGACGCGAUUAGCCCACGACCGCCCUCCGUCGAGGACGACGAAGACGGCCACCUUGUUUACCAAUCCGGCGACACCCUGGCAAAUAGAUAUAAAGUACUGGCCACCCUAGGAGAGGGUACUUUUGGAAAAGUUGUCAAGGUUAAGGACCAGCAAAUGGAUCAUGUGAUGGCUUUGAAGAUCAUCAAGAACGUGGAGAAGUACAGAGAAGCCGCGAAACUGGAGAUAAAUGCAUUGGAGAAGAUCGCCCUCAAGGAUCCCGAAGGCCAGCAUCUUUGCGUGAAGAUGCUCGACUGGUUCAAUUAUCACGGACACAUGUGCAUCGCCUUCGAGAUGCUCGGCUUGAGCGUUUUCGAUUUCCUUAGGGACAACAGUUAUCAGCCGUAUCCGUUGGAACACGUCAGGCACAUGGGCUACCAGCUGUGCUACGCGGUGAAAUUCUUGCACGACAACAAGCUCACGCAUACGGAUCUUAAGCCGGAGAAUAUACUGUUCGUCGAUUCGGACUACGACAGCACGUAUAACAGUAAAAAGCUCUUCCUUUUCAAGCGGAGGGAUGUGAGACGCGUGAAGCGAACCGACAUCAGGCUCAUCGACUUCGGCAGCGCCACGUUCGAUCACGAACAUCACAGUACGAUCGUUAGCACGAGACACUACAGAGCGCCUGAGGUAAUUUUAGAAUUGGGUUGGUCUCAGCCCUGCGACGUUUGGUCCAUCGGCUGCAUCCUGUUCGAGUUAUACCUGGGCAUCACGUUAUUCCAAACGCACGAUAAUCGCGAACACCUGGCGAUGAUGGAGCGUAUACUUGGCACGAUACCGCAUCGCAUGGCGCGUAAGACCAAAACCAAAUACUUCUAUCAUGGCAAGCUGGACUGGGACGACAAGAGUUCAGCUGGCAGAUACGUGCGAGACAAUUGCAAGCCGUUGCACCGCUAUAUGCUAUCAGAUGACGAAGAACAUCGUCAAUUGUUUGACCUCGUUCAGCGAAUGUUAGAGUAUGAGCCUUCGCAACGCAUCACCCUAAAGGACUCAUUGACACAUUCGUUUUUCGAUGCUCUGCCGGCAUCUCAAAGAUUGCCUGACCCGCGGGCAGCCGGUGACUCUCAACAGACCCACGAACGAUCACACUCGCUCUCUCGAUGAAGCUAGGAAAGGGACCGACUUCCCUACUGGACAGACACUCCACUUUCAACGACACUACUGCCCUACGUCUUCGUUCUGAUAUCUUUAGUUUUCAUGAAAACAUGUCUUUCGUAGCAACGAAACUCAAGGAUGUAAUGUGCAAGGCUAUUAGAAUGGCGCGCAUACAUGUAAAGACAUCGAUUAAAUUUUUUUGGAAAUUUCUCACGACAUGAUCCGCGCUUGAUCUCUCGGAAAGCGGAGUUAUGCGUACGUAGGGAUAGCAGUAGUGCGGUGGAACUUGGGCUAAUUCGAGUGUAUUCGACGACGAACGAUCAGGGGCCGCUGACUCGCUUGUUAAAGAAAAAAAGGAGAGGUUGGUCUUGAUGGUUGCGUCUGCAAUUUGCUUUUACCACGGAUUAAAUGAUCAUGAAACGAUGACGAGGUCCCUGUUACUGGCGCGUGUAAAGGCCAGUGUGUCUGCUCAGUGUAGCGUAACAGAGUCCCGCAAAUUGUAAACAAUUUUUUAAGCGCUCUGUACAUUUUGUCCCUUAAAUUUAUUACCAUGUUAUAAUAUCCACGAUAACGAGUUUGGAGUAAAGAUCACCCUCGGGUCCGCAGUUUGUAAUAAUCUGUUCGUUAUGAAUUGACGACCACGAACGUGUUCUAGCAGUAAGUAAUCGGAACUAGUGAUAUAACAGGUAGAUUUACGCGUACAUAUGUCGGUAGAGUUGAGACAGAGAGGGAGAGAAAGUGAACGAGCGAACGGACGAAGGAGGGAGCGAGUAAGUGUGUCAGGAGUAUCAUCCACAAUUCAUCGUUGUGAAUUACAAUACAUUUUAAAACAUAAGAAUACACAUCAUUAUCUUAGAGGAUGUUCUCUCAGCGAUCCUUUCUGCGUCUUUUUCUUUUUUUUUU
Harpegnathos saltator (Jerdon's jumping ant) is the source of this 3162-nucleotide messenger RNA. It is a transcript of the gene Doa, whose product is annotated as CDC like kinase darkener of apricot. Lineage: Eukaryota; Metazoa; Arthropoda; Insecta; Hymenoptera; Formicidae. The transcript has 9 exons. Gene Ontology annotation, cellular component: nucleus. Gene Ontology annotation, biological process: regulation of RNA splicing; protein phosphorylation. The record is from RefSeq and is a predicted model, not a curated record. The coding region runs from base 1 to 2268 and encodes 755 amino acids. Gene Ontology annotation, molecular function: protein serine/threonine kinase activity; ATP binding.